Molecule: messenger RNA, 14254 nt
Organism: Liolophura sinensis
Lineage: Eukaryota; Metazoa; Mollusca; Polyplacophora; Chitonida; Chitonidae
Product: chromodomain-helicase-DNA-binding protein 8-like
Exons: 45
Coding region: 196-10908 (3570 amino acids)
Molecular function (GO): ATP binding; protein binding
Source: RefSeq, a predicted model, not a curated record
AACGGUCUUAACUCUACAAAUUUUUCCGCUGAAACUUACUGCCUUUUCUUACAGACUAAUCAGAAGCAGAGCCCUCAGUAUCGGGCAGUCCUUCCUGGUGAAAGGACGCCACAAUGCUGAGUUUAUUAACAACAUGACAACGAUGGUUUGCUACUAAUCCCUGUCUUGGACGGCAGCACAGUCACUUCCUCCGCCAUGGCAGAUGAUCCAAUGCUAGGCUUGUUUGACAAUGACACAACCAGUUUCCUGGAUGAGCUCACUGGCUCUGGCCCUAGUGCCAUGACGGGUAACAAUGGCGGCAUGUUGCCCAUGGGUAGCAUGCAACCGCUGCCCUCCCAGGGCGAUUCUUACCUGGGGCCCAUGACGGGACAGCACCAUCCUCAGCAAACCUACUCUCAGAUGUCGGCAAUGUCACCAGCUCAGUCUCAGUUUAAUGCCAUGUCCUCCCAGUCCUCCAUGCUUCCCCAGCAGCAGUACAACAAUGUCGGCUAUAACCAGUAUGGAGCUAACAGCAAACUACAUCAUAUGUCUGGCUCUAUGGUGGGGGGCGGUCAGACGGCUACCCUUAUGGGGCAGUCCCCACCCCAGCAGGUUCAGCAGCAGUUUUCUAGCCCGCCCCCGAGUAGCCCAAGGAUGCAGAGGGCUCCUGUGCCCUAUCAGAGUUACAGCAUGCAUGGUGGUCCAAGAAUGCCCGUACCCUCCCAACAGCAGAUGGGUAUGACUCCACAAAGUACAAACUGGAAUCCAAAUAGUCAGAUGUCCUACUUACAACAACAACAGAGGCAGUCGCAGCCACAGCAACAGGCACUCAUGGGAAGGGGAGUUCCUCAAAUGUCAAAUUAUCUUCAACAACAACAGCAGCAGCAACAACAUGACUAUGGGAUGUCAAACUCUCAGCAGAUGGCAUCUCGUUUGAGCCAUUUCCCUGACCAGUCGAGUGCUAACAGUCAAAUGGGUGGCAGUGUGAUGCAGGGUAUGGGGUCACCCUCAGCCAACAUACCCAGUAGACUGACUCACAUUCCUAUGUCUAGCCCGAACUCUAUGAACAUGCUCCACCCCAGACCCCAAGUCCAACAAUACCCAGCCACGUCACAAGCCAUGUCAGGCCAGCCUAAUGUUAAUAUGAACAGCUUUAGUUCUCAGUCCCAGGCUUUGCAGCGCAUGCCAGGAGACUUUAUGCAAAAAGGACCACAGGUUGUAAACUCAGGAGCUGCUGCUGCAGGCCCGAUGGCCACCUCCAAGCUACAGCACUACACGUUUCAGACAUCCCCUCAGAACCAAGCGAUGCCUGGCGCUCAGGGCAUGAAUGAGGCCCCACCCUUAACUCAUUUCCCAAGCCAAAGCCCCAGUCAGAACAGUCCUCUUAGUCAGUACCAGUCAUCUUACCCAAGUGGGGGACCACGAGGGCCUAUCCCUUCCCCUCGCCCAACUCCUCCACCUCCGUCCCACACCCCAACAGAACUGUUAACCUCUCCUCAGGGAAGCUUACAGCAAACUGGCAUGCAGCAGUUUGGAAGCACCAAUCAGUCUGCUGUGAAUCCAUUCCAGACACGGAUGCCUUCGACACCCUCCCCAGGGGCUACAAUGGGCAUGCCGCAGGCACAGAGGCAACCCUCGAGUGUGGCGUCUUACCAGAACAUGGGCUUUUCUUCAAACUCUAACAUGAGUCUUGGUGUGAGCACAUCGCUGGCCAAUUCUAAUAUGGUAGUUGGCCAGGCGAGUCCUAACUACAGGACACAUAUGGCUGGGGUGGGCCCCCAGCAGACAGAUAUUAACCUGGAAAUACAACAACUUCAACAGCAAGUGAAACAACUGUACAGCAUGCCUCAGACUCAACAGUCUCAGCAAAGGAUGUUGGACUUACAGGAGAGGAUGAGGAUGCUGAAAGCUCAACAGCAACAGCAAAUCCUCCAGAUACAGCAAAAACAUCGCCAGCAACAACAACAGCACAUGAUGAUGAUGCAGCAACAACAACAGCAACAGCAGCAAUCCUCGCAGAUGGGACAGGCACAGCAGGGACUGAUACCACAACCCAUCAAGUCACCCCUGUCACAGCCACAGAUUAGCCCAUCCUCACCUCGUAAACAAGUGAAUACACAGUCCACACUCCAGACCAUGGCCUCCCAGGUUCCCAUAACAACUCUCACCUCAUCACCCUCCCCACAUCAUCAGCCCCAGACGCUGCCCCACAGCCAGAUCACAGCGCCUCCACAGCAGCCCAGCAUGACACACCCCCCUCAAGUGCCUACCUCACAACCUCUACCUCAGUCAGCGGCUGGAGCGGGACCUCCUUCAGGGAUCCUCCAGCCCCAGCAGUCAGGCGGGGGUGGCCUCGGCUCCCUCAGCAACCUGUCCAGUCCCAUGGCCAGUUUGGUCCAGCUCACAGACCAACAACACCACAUGGCCUCCUCCCCUGCUCCAUUCACGCAGAUCAACCAGGCACCUGCUGCCCCGCCCGCUCCUCCAGCAGCGGAGCAGCGGUCCCCCAGCCUGGCCCUGGCUGCCAGCACACCCACGGCGCCCAAACCUGAACCCACUGCCAUAGAGCUUCCCCUGUCUGGACAGCAACCCGUGCUGCAAUCGUCUCCCUUGCAGAGCUCUCCUCUGCACACUUCUCCUGCCAUGCACACUUCUCCUGCUAUGCCGAUGCAGAUGUCUCAGAUGCAGUCCCUGCAGGACAUGCCGGGGUUGCCAUUCCACCCUCAACUGCAUGCUCAUCAGCAGGCGCCUCCAGAGGAAGACCUUCCUGCACCCAACCUGAAUCUCAGCGAUGACCAGCUGAUCAAUGUCACCUCUGACCCUAGUCCCGUGAAGAGUGCUGAAGUCUCACCAGAGAAGAAGAAGAAAAAGCGGACCAAAAAGAAGGUGGAACUCGGACCUGAUGGAGAGCCAUUGCCCAAAACCCCAAAAGCAAAGAGCCCCAAGGGGCCGCGCAAGAAGAAGGUAAAGGAUCAGGAGAAGGCAGAUCAGAUAGUGGCAGAGGCUAUAGCUAAGGCUCAAGCUACAAACACCGAGGAAUCCAGUGCACCUGUUGUUGCUCCUAACAGCAUCCCAACCCUGGUCAGUGAGAUUGCAGACAGUACGCUGGACGAGACAGACACAAUCAACAUCACGGACAUCAGCAGUGCGGAUGUCCUGGAGCCCGAGCCUGAACCUGGACUUGAGGUGGAGGCAGACACAGACGCUAAGAAACCUUUACCCAAAAAGAAAAAGGCCAAGAAAGAAGGUGUGCCAAAGGAGAAGAAAGAAAAGAAAGAGAAGAAGCCCAAAACGCCAAAAGCCAGGCCAAGCAAGAAAAAGCCACCUGCUACUUUCCUGAAGAAGAAGAAAAAGAAAGGUGGAGGUUCUGAUGUAUCUGACCUGGAUGUGACCCCUCCCCCAUCACCACAGAACGAAGAGGACUCUGGCAUUCAGAAACGGCGCUCAGCCAGGAACACAGGCACAAAGCGUAAGAAGUACCUAGAUGAACUGGAACUGAACCUGUCCGAGGAAGAGGAGGGGCCAGGAGAUGUGGAUGUGAUGAAUAAUGACGGACCUGCAGCCAUGAGAUCGGUACAGUUCUUUGUGGAUAACCCGAACGAGGAAGAUGCUGUUGUUGUUGAGAAAAUCCUUGGCAUGAGAAUGCGGAGGCGAGACAAAGAUGAGGUUGAGGCUAAUGAAGAAGAAGAGGAGGAGGAGGAAGAAGAGUUUUAUGUCAAAUACAAAAAUUUCUCCUACUUGCACUGUGAGUGGAGGACUGUUAAAGAACUGGAAAGAGACAAACGAAUACAGAUGAAGAUAAAACGCUACAAGAUGAAGCGCCUGGCUCAAAACAACUACUUUGCAGAGAUAGACGAUGAGGAACUCUUCAAUCCAGAUUAUGUGGAGGUAGACAGAGUACUGGAUGUAUCCGUGACAACUGACCCAGUUUCUGAAGAAGACGUCACCCAUUUCCUGGUGAAAUGGAGAAGUUUGCCGUAUGAUGAGAGCACAUGGGAGCUCCAACAAGAUGUGGAUCCCAACAAAGUGGAGCAGUUCUACAAGAUAAAAGAUCCACCACCUGAGGAAGAGAGAGAGUACAAAGAGAGGCCAAAGAAGGGUGACGAGUGGACAAAGCUGUCAGAGUCUCGAUUAUAUAAAAAUGACAACACGCUGCGAGAAUAUCAGCUAGAAGGAUUAAAUUGGUUGACUUUCAGCUGGUACAACAUGAGGAACUGUAUCCUGGCAGAUGAGAUGGGUUUGGGGAAGACCAUUCAGAGCUUGACCUUCUCCAACGAGGUAUUUCUGUACGGGAUUAAAGGACCUUUCUUGGUUGUGGCUCCUCUGUCCACAAUCGCUAACUGGCAGAGGGAGUAUGAGACGUGGACAGACAUGAAUGUCAUUACCUACCAUGGCAGUACACCAAGUCGUAUUAUGAUCCAGGAGUAUGAAAUGUUCCACAAAGAUGAAAAUGGUCGGCGAAUCCCAGACUUGUACAAGUUCCAUGUGUUAAUCACGACGUACGAGAUCAUCAUUGCUGAUUACGACAUCCUCAGUCAGAUUGACUGGCGGCUAGUGAUCAUUGACGAAGCUCACAGACUGAAGAAUCGCAACUGUCAACUGCUUGAGAGGCUGAAGGUCUUUAAUGUGGAACACCGUGUGUUACUGACCGGGACACCACUACAGAACAACGUGGAGGAGUUGUUCAGUUUACUCAACUUCCUGGAGCCUAAAACGUUCAGCUCAUCUCAGGCCUUCAUGGCUGAGUUUGGUGAUCUCAAGACAGAGUCUCAAGUGGACAAACUCAAGGCUAUUCUGAAGCCCAUGAUGUUGAGAAGAUUAAAAGAAGAUGUGGAAAAGAAUUUAGCUCCUAAAGAAGAGACAAUAGUUGAGGUGGAGCUGACUAACAUUCAGAAGAAGUAUUAUCGUGCAAUAUUGGAGAGGAAUUUCACCUUCUUGGCCAAAGGAGCUGGGUCAUCUACUAAUGUCCCUAACCUGAUGAACACCAUGAUGGAACUACGAAAGUGCUGCAACCACCCCUACUUAAUCAAAGGUGCUGAGGAGAAGAUUUUAGAGGAGGUGAGAGAGAAACAUGGCAGUGACACUGAGCAUGUGUUCAACGCCCUGGUCCAGUCCUGUGGUAAACUUGUCCUGAUAGACAAACUGCUGCCCAAACUACAACAGGAUGGCCACAAGAUCCUCAUCUUCUCCCAGAUGAUCAGAGUCUUGGAUAUCCUUGAGGAUUACUGUGUACAUAGAAAAUUCUUGUAUGAACGACUUGAUGGGAGGAUAAGAGGGAACAUCCGUCAAGAGGCCAUUGACCGGUUCUCCAAGCCAGACUCUGAUCGGUUUGUGUUCCUACUAUGUACAAGAGCUGGAGGGUUAGGCAUUAACCUAACAGCUGCAGACACAGUCAUUAUCUUUGACUCAGACUGGAACCCUCAGAAUGAUCUUCAGGCCCAAGCUCGCUGUCACCGAAUUGGUCAGAGCAGGUCCGUAAAGGUGUAUCGUUUGAUCACAAGGAACACGUACGAGCGAGAGAUGUUUGACAAGGCCUCCAUGAAGCUGGGCUUAGACAAGGCUGUGCUCCAGUCAAUGGGUGGAGAGAAGCCUGCAGUACAAGGAGCUGGGGGGCCAGUGUCAAAGAAAGAUGUGGAGGAGCUGUUGAGAAAGGGAGCAUACGGAGCCCUGAUGGAUGAUGAUAACGCCGGUGAUAAAUUCUGUGAGGAGGACAUAGAACAGAUUCUCCAGAGACGUACACAGGUCAUCCAGAUAGAAUCUGAGGGCAAGGGCUCCACGUUCGCCAAGGCAAGCUUCAGUGCCUCUGGUAAUCGCAGUGACAUCAGUAUAGAUGACCCUAACUUUUGGCAAAAAUGGGCUAAGAAAGCUGACCUGGAUGUGGAUGAACUGACAAAUCGGAAUGAUUUAAUCAUUGAGGAACCCAGACAACGACGUCAAACGACGCGCUAUGGGAACCAGGACAAUGUUGUGGACAUGUCUGAGCUGGAAACCUCCAGUGAUACAGACGAUGAAGAGGGCGGUCUAGGCCGACGGGGACGCCGAAGCAAAAAACGGCGAAACCGUGACCCCAAGGACGAGGAUUUUGAGGCUCCAGAGGAUGGGACAGAGGGUCGUUAUACCAGGGCUGAGUGCUUCAGGGUGGAGAAAAAUUUACUUGUCUAUGGUUGGGGCCGAUGGGGAGACAUCCUGGCUCAUGGACGUUUCAAGCGAAAACUCUCUGAGAAGGAUGUGGAGACCAUUUCCAGGGCAUUGCUGGCCUACUCACUACAGUUUUACAAAGGUGAUGAGAGAAUAAAGGGCUUCAUCUGGGAUCUGGUCUCUCCUGACAAUGAUGCUGCUCUCAAAAACCACUCAGGUUUGUCAGCUCCUGUUCCGCGUGGCCGUAAAGGGAAGAAGCUGAAGAAAGAGUCCAAAUACAUGACUCCUUCCCCGGAGCUGGACCAGUCCAGUCUACAGCUCAACUUUGAGGAGAUUCUUACAGAUAAUGGCUACAAAAAACAUUUACAAAGACAUUCAAACAAAGUACUGCUGCGAGUGCGACUCUUGUAUUACCUCAAGCAGGAAGUCAUUGGGGAUGAAGCUGAGAAAGUCUUCAUGGGUUAUCCUUCUUGUGAUAUUGACAUUCCGCCUCCUUGCUGUGAUGGUGACCCGCCGGCUUUCUGGUGGGACGAGGAGAGUGAUCGGUCACUGCUUGUUGGGGUCUUCAAGCAUGGUUAUGAGAAGUACAAUAUGAUGCGCCAAGACCCAUCAUUGGUAUUCCUUUCUCGAUGUGGCCCACCAGAUGGCGCUGCUGUGCUCGCAGAGGAGAAUGAUGAUGAGAAUGAUGAUUUUCUGGACGGAACUGGUCGUCCUGAUGAUGAUGAGGACGAGAUGGAUGUUACCCCCAGGAAGACCCCUAACCCCAUUUUACCCCCCGAACAGAUGGGGGAGGGCGGCACCCUGCCCUUUCCCUCCGUCUCUGAACUGAACACCCGUCUGCGCCGAGUGGUGACGGGCUACCAGAGAAACCACAAAAAAGAACAGAUGAGAAUGGCACAGAAAGCUAAGAGACUGGAAAGAAGAGAGAAGACUGAACUGGUCAUUAAAGAGAGAGAAAUGAAGAAGAGAGAGUCUCAACAAAACCGUUGGUCUCGCCGAGAGGAGGCAGAUUUCUACAGAACAGUUUCCACGUUUGGUGUGGAGAUGCACAAGGGCCGUUAUGUGUGGGACAGGUUUAGAUGUAUCGCCAGGCUGGACAAGAAGUAUGACCACACACUCACCGAGUACUUCCUGGCCUUCUACCACAUGUGUAAAGCUGUCUGUAAGAAAUUCAAGGAUGAGGAAGACGCUUCACCCCCCAACAAUAUUUAUGUAGAACCAAUCACAGAGGAGCGUGCUAACCGCUGCCUGAAUCGUAUAGACCUUUUGACCCGGAUCAGACAGGAGAUUCUGAUCCAUCCUAAAUUGGAGGAGAGGCUCAAGCUGUGCCAGCCCUCAUUUGACAUGCCAGAGUGGUGGAUCUGCGGUAAACAUGACAAAGACCUCCUGAUUGGUGCCGCCAGGCAUGGUGUGGCCAGAACAGACUACCAUAUACUACAUGAUCCCACCUUGUGUUUCCAAGAAGUGAUACAGUGUAAAACUAGCCAGUUGUACGGGGCUAACCGAAAUCUGCGCAGCUUUAAAGAUGAGGCAGGAGAGGAAGAAGAAUUGGACGAUCGUCCACCGCCAGAACUCAAAAGAGAGGGAUCCCCAGAACCUUCUGACCUUUCAGCGAAGGUCAAGGCUGAGGUCAAAGGUGAGGAGGAAGACAUGGAGACAGACAGUGUGGCCGAAGAGAAGCGAGAAGAAAACAAGGAUGAUGAAAAAACUGAGGACGUUACAGAAGGAAAGGUUGAGAGAAGCAGCUCUCCAAAGCAUGAGCCCAAAUCUCCCAAACCUGAGCCUGAAUCUCUCAAGUCUGAGCCCAUGUCUCCUACAGCUGAGCCUGAAUUGGCGAAAGAGGCUGUGUCGCCCAAAGAGCAACCAAAGUCUGCACAGAAGGAGAAGAAACCGCAGGAAGAGGCUGGAUCUCCAUCAGCCAAAACCAACGGUGAUGUGGAGGAUGCAGAGAAGAGCUCAGAAAUGGAGGGGACACUUGUGAUAGAUAUGUCUGCAGAGUCUAAAACGGAGGAGAGCAUGGAGAAAAAUGAUAGCAAGAUUGCUGGGGCAGAGAAGGAGGUCAGUGAGAAGGAGAAGGACCCCAGUGAGAAAGAAGAAUCCAAAACAGAGGUUGAGAAGGCAGGGGAUGACGCAGAUGAUAAACCUAAGGAUGAGACUGUUGAGAAAAGCGAAGCUGAUAGUGAUGCAAAGAUACAUGUGAAAGAUGUGACCAAAGAUGUGAAGGAGGAGAAGAAAGGGGAUGAAGAGGCCAACACAGAGCCAUCCCAAUCUCAGGAGCCUGUAAAUCUGGGUGCUGGACUGGACGAGACAGGAAACCUGGAUGUGUUUGGGAAGGAGGCUACAGUGGCUGAACUGCUGGCCAGAUCUGUCAACAACUCCUCGAUACAGUGGCCUAAGGACAAGGUGAUAUUCCAUAGACUGGAGCAUGUGUGUUAUACCAUAGUGAAUGGGGAGUGGCCUUUGACCCGACGGAGCUACCUGUUACCUGGGGGUGAUUCGAGAAGUGGUACACCGGUGGGAGCUUCUACACCCAAGUCAGAGAGCCUGGCUGGGGACCACAGUCUGUCCGAUGCGCCUGACUCGGCAGUGGAGGGCUUUAAGGUGAACAUGGGUGAUGAUGAUGAUGAUGAAGUGACCCGCGAUAUUAGCGUCCACGUUUCUCAGAAUGAAGGGCUGAAGAUGACAUUCCAUAAACGUCGCCGACGGAGAAAGCAAGAGAUUGAAGAGGAGAGGGGUAAGCUCUCUCGGACGAGACUCCAUCAGUUGAUGAACCAAAGUGCGAUGUCCAGUGAUGGAGAGAGUCAGGGAGAAGUGCUCAACUUCAGCUCUACACCACUGCGUGGUCAUUCUUCCUCUAUGGAUAAGCUGGUGAAUGGGAGCAGUCCGCGAUUGGAUGAAUCGGCCUUGAUGGCGUACGCCCAUGCACAGGCCGCGGCACGGGUGCAGGCCGCUCGAGCCACGGCGCAGGCCCAGGCUGCACAAGCUGCCCAUGCUCUGGCCCAAGCUCAUGCCAGGAGUAUGGGUGAACCAAUAAAAAAACGCCGAGGUCGUAAAAGGAAGGCUGACAAGAUCGCCGAGCUUGAAGCCGCCGCACGUGCGGCAGCUAUGAUGGAAGCUGAACGUCAGGUGAAGAGGAGGGCCAUGGAGGCUGCGCUCAGUGCCGCUGACAUGAGGGUACCAGUGAUCAAUCUAGAGGAUGGUAGCAGAUUGUCAGGGAAGGAUGCACCCCGCCGCCAUGAGCUGGACAAGUGGCUAGAUGAACACCCUGGUUACAUGUUAGAUCGUCCCGACAUGGAGGAAGAAUAUCUUCAGUUACACAUGCAGGAGGCAUUGGGGAGGAGGAGAGGUCGACGGCCACGACUAGACCCUGCUAAACUAGACGCAAGCAGCCUGACUGGAGAAGAAAAUGUUUCUGUGAUUAACCGUGAAACUGGGAAAAAGAUAACUGGAGCCAAGGCACCACCCCUGAAGUACCUUGCAGAAUGGCUUCAACAGAACCCUAUGUUUGAUGUGGAUCCCAAAUGGGCGGAACUUGUCCGUGCUAAGGGAAACCUUCCAAAGAGUAUGGAGUCACGAGUGCUGGUGCCCUCAGAAAGAAGGCGAAGGACUAAGGACAUGGGGUACCCGUCUGGCAUGCUGGGUGACUUCCCCUUUCCCCUGAUGGGCUCCAUGGGUGGACUGUCAGCGGCCAGUCUUGCUAGUGCCGGGCUUAUGGCAAACUUUCCCAAACUGCCGCUUAACGUACCGUUCGGGGCAUUACCUAACCUGAGCAUGACCAAUCCUAUGUUAGGGCUGGGAGGAUUCGGACUGCCAGGUAUCCCUGUGUCGAGUGCAGCGGCCGCAGCCGUGGCCAGCAUGUCUGAGGCUUCAGAGGAGAAGAAACAGAAGGAGUCCAAGUCCAGUGAGAAAGAGCGCAAGUCACCUAAAUCCAGCAGCUCCACCCCAACGCCCCACCCGUCAUUCCCGAUCAUGUACAACCCCCUGCUGUACAACCCCCUGUUUGCUGCCCAGGGCCUGAGGAACUUCACCCUACCCCCUAACCUGCCCACGUCCUUCGCGUCGCUGGCUCAGGCAGGCUUCAGUAACGGCACGGCCGAUAUGGAACCAGAAGAAGAGGGAGAAGUGAAGUACUAUAAGGACAAUGCUCAGAAUGAGGCACAAGAUCUCUCUGUCCGACACUCAAAGGACAAAAAGACAGUGCGUGAAAAGUUGGAGGAGCUUCGAGCUCGGCAAAGGGGCAAUGAGCAACACGGUGGGCGGUCGGAGAGAAAACGCAGCCGUGUGUCGGACAUUGUUCAAGAUCUCACCCUGAAAAGACGUGCCGCUUCACCCGAGAAACCUCAAGACUUGACUGUGAAACAAAAAGAAAUUAAGCCAAAUCGCAUCAUAGAUAAAUGUAACAAAUCUAAAGUAGAAGGAAAGCUAGAACGGCUUGUGGCUAAGUUAAAAGCUGUGGAUAAAUCUCGUCCCACAUCUUCCACAACGGCCGCGGCCGCAACCUCUGGGUCUCAGGCCACAGACUCUGUCCCCACACCCCCUAAAGACGAUACCUCUACCUCACUGUCCCAGACAGACUCCUCGCCAGAGAAAAAAUUGUCUAAAACAGACAAGCAAGGUGCUGAUCCUAGCUCAGACAAUACCAAACCAGAGAGUGAGGAAACAGCGAGUUGUUCAGACAAGGGAGAGAACUGUGACAAGUCUGACUCUGAUCCUGCGAAGGCAGUCAGUGAAAGUGAGGAGAAAAAAGAUACAAAGACAUCAGAGCCAGAGGACAAAAGCUCAGCUGAGUAACCAUGGCGACUGCCCCCGUGGUGGAGGCAGCAGCCAUUUUUGGAUGGUGAUGAUCAUCAUGUUAGUGACUUGAUGUGUUGUAUGUGACCUGUAGACCAAAUGAUACCCCAUUGAGUUCAGUUAGCACCUUUGUAAAUAUUCAUUACUUACACUGCUGUGUCUUUAUGAUAUUGCAGGUUGGAAAUUUCUGGGUUUUUUUUUUUUUUUCCUUUUUUUGGACAAAAUCAUGAAUUCUUUCUCAUCUGGAGAAGGCGAGGUUUGUUUUAUGUCAUUUAUUUUUUGUUUUCAUGAGUUGUGUACAAUAUGAUUGUAAAUUCAGAGUCAUGGCCUAAUAAUUGUUUAAUUUGUGUUUACUGAAAUUGUUGACUAUCUUUUUCAUGGCAGAGACAUGAAGUUACUUAGGGCGUGACGUUGACAUUGUACACAUUCUGUUUGGUCAUGUCCUCAUGACCUCUUUCUGCUGCUGCUGAUGCAGGAAGCUUUAUCUCUGAGACUCCCAGGCACAGUGCCCUGUGUUCGUACCACACACACUAUAUACCUCAGCCAGGAUGUCAAGUCUGGCACCCGCAGGGUGAUGGCGGGGACAGCACCCUCCUUGGAACCACACAUCUGUGCUGUGGUUUGUGUGGUCUUGCGCGUGCUCUGAUAACCCCCAAGUGGUCUGGAUACCCCAGGUUCAGACAGCAGAAUAAGUUGGAGGAUUUGCUCAAGGUGGUCAGUGCAGCUGUCCAGUUUUCCGGAGACUAUUGUCAUCAAUUGUCGUGUGGUGUUAGUGUUAUCUUAUGUGCAGCUGUACAGCUGACCAUUAACUGUUGCAUUACCCUCCUUUCGUAGUUUACAAUGUGACUGUCACAUCAUUGUUCUCUAUACUAUCGCCUGGUUUCUUAGUCUUGUGUGCAAAUGUGACUAUCACACCAUUGUUAUCGAUACUCGUGCCUGGUUUCUUAGUCUGCUAUACAAAUGUGACACUCACACCAUUGUUCUCUAUUCUAGCUCCUGGAUCUUAGCUCACUAGUUUGACUGUCACAUCACUGUUAUCUAUACUCACGCCUGGUUUCUUAGUCUGCUAUACAAAUGUGACACUCACACCAUUGUUCUCUAUUCUAGCUCCUGGAUCUUAGCUCACUAGUUUGACUGUCACACCAUUGUUAUCGAUACUCGUGCCUGGUUUCUUAGUCUGCUAUACAAAUGUGACACUCACACCAUUGUUCUCUAUACUAGCUCCUGGAUCUUAGCUCACUAGUUUGACUGUCACAUCACUGUUAUCUAUACUCAUGCCUGGUUUCUUAGUCUGCUGUACAAAUGUGACUGUCACACCAUUGUUCUCUAUACUAGCUCCUGGAUCUUAGCUCACUAGUUUGACUGUCACAUCACUGUUAUCUAUACUCAUGCCUGGUUUCUUAGUCUGCUAUACAAAUGUGACUGUCACACCAUUGUUCUCUAUACUAGCUCCUGGAUCUUAGCUCACUAGUUUGACUGUCACAUCACUGUUAUCUAUACUCAUGCCUGGUUUCUUAGUCUGCUAUACAAAUGUGACUGUCACACCAUUGUUCUCUAUACUAGCUCCUGGAUCUUAGCUCACUAGUUUGACUGUCACAUCACUGUUAUGUAUACUUGCGCCUGGUUUCUUUGUCUGCUAUACAAAUGUGACACUCACACCAUUGUUCUCUAUUCUAGCUCCUGGAUCUUAGCUCACUAGUUUGACUGUCACAUCACUGUUAUCUAUACUCAUGCCUGGUUUCUUAGUCUGCUGUACAAAUGUGACUGUCACACCAUUGUUCUCUAUACUAGCUCCUGGAUCUUAGCUCACUAGUUUGACUGUCACAUCACUGUUAUGUAUACUUGCGCCUGGUUUCUUUGUCUGCUAUACAAAUGUGACUGUCACACCAUUGUUCCGGAAAUGAGCUCCUGUAUCUUAACUCACAAGUGUGACUGUUACAUCACCGUUAUCUAUGCUUGUGCCUGGUUGUCUAGUCCUCUGUACAAAUGUGACUGUCACACCAUUGUUCUCUAUUCCAACCCUUGGUAUGGUACACCUCUGUGCUCUGUCAGCCUGAUUCACGCACAAAGUUUGCAACAAAGCUGUUCAAAGUCCUGCAAAUGGCAUUUUGUAUCUGCAGUAAUAUUUGAAGAUGAUACAUGUAAUUACAGACUGCACAACCUUAAUUUAUAAGUUAUUUCUGAAACCAGCAGAUGAUGUAAGCGAUGUUCAGUACAGGUAUGGCCUAAGCCAGAUUUUGUUCUUUCAGGAGAUAUUAUUUUUUUUUUUUGCUUGUGCUGAAUAAACAAAUUAUUUUCAAGCUAAAUAAGCAUGUCAAAUUUUCUGUUUUUUAGACGGUAAGUUUUUGUUACCUCAUAGAUUUGGAAAGUUGAAACUUCUGCCCUGUUCUGUUAAAAAUUCAUUAGAACAAAACAAUCAGAAGAAUGCUUUGUCUUGAUUAAAGAAACUGACAUAAUCAAAAUAACAUAAUUGAGACUGUUCCGUCAGUCAGGUAGAAAAACUCAGUAAAAAGCAUGGAUUGUUUUGAAGAGUUAUUUGUUUUAUACCAAGAUUCUAAGAUUGGACAUACGUCCAAAGUAAAUGUUGCAAGAGUAACAAUAGUGAUACGUUAAUGAAAUUUUGUACUAAGCUGUUUGUGUUUUUGCCUCUUCCAGUGAGUUUGUUACAAGAAAAUGGGUUGACAUUUAUAUUUGUCAUCGUAGUUACUUUUGUAAAUAAAGUACUGUGGUGAAAUCUGAAGAACCCAUUGACCUGCAUACUAAAGAAACUUGAAGCUGUUUGCUUAACUUUUAUAACUUAACUUUGGAAUCCGCCAUCAGCUAAUGAAUUAAAUGCUUAAUGAAUGAGAUGUAAAAUCAAAGUGGCCCACAUCAGGAACAUUCCGUUUAUACCAGUUAUGUUAAACCUGAUUCCAGUCCUCGAGAGAUCCCAACAUGUUAUACUUCCGUUGUUAAACCAUGUGUGUGUGUGUUUUUUUUUUUUUAUAUGAAUUCAUGUGUUCGGUCAUUUUGAGGUUCGUGUUGAUACAGUGGGUGUUUCGCGUAGGUGAUUUAGUUGGGGGUUUCCCCCUAAAUCCCCCCAAUCCCCACUCUCUUACAAUGUGUAGUUUGUAAGGGGGACUGGACAUGACAUAUGCAAUUCACUCAUCAGGAACAUGUUGUCGAUAUCACUAACUUAUUUUCUACUUGGUAAAUUAUUCAGCUCUGUACAACAAACUGGGUGCUGUACACUGACCACAUGCCCGGGCUGUCAACUCUCUGUAAUCAGCAUCUAUAUGUAUUUAUUGAAACCAGAUUUUGUAACAAUGGUUAUUUUUUAUUAAAGUAUGGCUUUCAUGUCAAUAUA